This is a messenger RNA of Vespa crabro (European hornet), 2490 nucleotides long. RefSeq lists its product as uncharacterized. The transcript has 3 exons. The coding region runs from base 820 to 1554 and encodes 244 amino acids. NCBI's taxonomy places the organism in Eukaryota, Metazoa, Arthropoda, Insecta, Hymenoptera, Vespidae. The record is from RefSeq and is a predicted model, not a curated record.
GUGACUAAUGGCUCGUACUGUUAUAUUUUUCUUUCGACGGCCCUUCAAGUCGAGUUAACCAUUAUCCCUGAACGAUCACAGACGAAGAGUUUUUGAUCGAUUCGUACGAGUUCGUUUAUUUUCUGACCAAUCAGAACUCUCCUUUUCUUCAUCCUUCUCCGUCGCUCGUUCUCGACCAGUAAGAAGGUCGUAUCCCUGACGCUCGAGGUCGCUUGUGUCGUUUCUACUCGUCUUUAACCAUUUCUCUCUUAUCCCUCGGCAGAAGUAGUUUGCAUGCGUCGUGUUCAGUUUACGGGAGUCGUUGUUUAUAUUUAAUCGUGAAUGUUACCGGUAGUGUACCUUUCAUUUGAAGUUUACCGAUCGAUCGAAGAUAGAAAGAGAAAGAGAGAGAGAAAGAGAGAGAGAGGAAAAGAAAAACAAUAUAUUAUUUGUAUGAAGACAAAUAAUAAGAGAAAUAUUAGAUCGGAAUUUAUCAUUAUUAUAUAUUUUUUUUUUUUUAUGGAAUAUGGCAAUAAUAUUUCGAAAAUUUCUAAUAAUAUUCAAUCUUUAUAAGAAGUACAAAUAGACUAACCGGAGAGAAGAUCAUAGAAAGAAGAUAUUUAGUUGAUAGAUCAUCUUAUUGGUUCUGAAGUACCAGUGCUUGUGCACACGUGCAUUUAGUGUGAAAAAGAUCUUGACAAGAAUCGAAAGAGGACUUAAGAGUUCAGAUCAGAUUCCAAAAAGGAAGAAUUGAGAAGAAGAGAAGAACACAAAAAAGAAAAAAAGAAAAACUUAGAAAAAUAAAUUCCCUCGAUCUUUGCCCGUAUACGUAAAACAAGAAUGUCGAACGUUUCGGGAAUCUCCAAGGAGGAGACGAUCAUAAAAGGGAAGCCAACCCUCGUACGACGAGUUUCCAACAUGUUUAAAGAUGGAAAUUACAGUAGGCCACCGUUACUCUUUAGACACGCUUCGAUGCAGAAACUCCGCCAUUGCUGCCAGAAUCUGAAUCUAUUUCCAUAUCUACUUUACUCUUACGAUAACUCAAAGUCCCAUCCGGUUGCUAAGAAGGUGAACGUUUGCAUCAGCGAAUUGUUACGAAGCAUUGCCGAAAGAUUUUUCUAUAUUUACAAGUAUCUACGGUGUACAUCAUUGUACGGUAAUGGUAACAAAAACAAUAACAACAAAAACAAUAACGUCAUAUAUCCAAAGAAAAGUUCGAUCGAAUUGAAGAAAGGAAAAGGCAACGAAGCUGACCUUGUCGUCGACGACGAAGAACGAACGCCAAUAACUAAAUUCCAAAGACAGGAACGUCAACGACAAAAGCAAAUUCCGUUCUUCCUAAUUCUUGCAGUUUAUCUUGUACCAUUGAUAUUAGCCUUCGAAAUGAUAAUAGUUUGUUCUUUAUUGAUAUUUGACAAGUACACGCCGGGUUUCGUCUUCCUUAUAAGCGCCGUUAUAUUCUUAGCAUACAUCGCAUUUAGAAUUUUCUUUUACGAGAGUAAAACUAAGAAAUCUUCGAGCAAUGGAGCUAAUAAUAGAUACGCUAGGGUCACAAAGAAAACGAAGGUUCAGUGAUCCAUCUUUGAUGAUAAGAGCAUCCACAUCUCAAUAUCAUUAUCAUCAUCAUCAUCAUCAUCAUCAUUGCCGUCAUUGUCAUCGUCAUUAUCGUCGUCGUUACCAUCAUCAUCAUUUUUAUCAUUAUCAUAUACGGCUAAAAUCUUCGUCAGACAGAAAAACAGUUGAAAUACAUCAACGAUGAGACUCUCGAAGUUCUUGGCCAUUCUCGUUUAAAACGAAGCUCCAACGGUCGAUUGCGGUACAGAGAAAGAAAGAGAAACACGCAUAAAAUAGAGAUAGAUAAGUAGAUAGAUAAAUAGAUAUAAAUAGAUAAAUAAAAUAAGCCGUUGCUCUCUACGGGAGAAAUCAGUGAGCUUACACUAAUGUCGAAAUGUUCCUCACUAACUUUCAUUCACGCGUGUACUUUCGCAUUUUGUCCGUUCUUCUUCUUUUUCAUUCUUUUUUUAUUUGUAUUUUUCUUUUCUACAUAACAUAUAUAAAUAUAUGUAUACACAUAAUUUUAGUAAUCUUUUUUCUUUUUUUUUUUUUUUUUUUUUUUCAUAUAAUUAUAUAGUCUCUUUUUAAAAUCAUACGGCACGUAGAAAAUACGCGAACGGCAUCCAUUUUCCUCUUUUUUCUUCUUCCUUUUUUUGUAUUUUAGAUGAGAUGGCUCUGCUACACAUACUACCGUUGUGCAUCGUUAGGGGAUAGGUCGUUGUUAUACAUUUAUUAUAUAUAUAUAUAUAUAUAUGUAUAUAUAUACACAUGAGAUAUACAUACAUAUGUACGUAUAUAUUUAUACAAUGCAAUUGUGACUUCAUUAGAAUUAAAAUUCAAUAAUGGAAAUUUUGAAAUAUUUAAACAAAUCGUCGCGUAAAAUAUUGUCAAUUGAUCUUUUAUUUUAAUUUUGAAGCCAAUACACAUAAUCCUAACCUAUCCAUUAAUGUUACAAAA